This is a messenger RNA of Entamoeba nuttalli P19, 2586 nucleotides long. Its product is annotated as nuclease domain containing protein. Gene Ontology annotation, molecular function: RNA binding; nuclease activity. NCBI's taxonomy places the organism in Eukaryota, Evosea, Mastigamoebida, Endamoebidae. The coding region runs from base 1 to 2586 and encodes 861 amino acids. Gene Ontology annotation, cellular component: cytosol; nucleus. The transcript has a single exon. Gene Ontology annotation, biological process: mRNA catabolic process. The record is from RefSeq and is a predicted model, not a curated record.
AUGCCAGCACAAAAUACUCAAAAGAAGGAUCUCUCAAAGAAGGUUGAAAAGAAACCAGAGAGUGAACCAAAGAAAGAAAAGAAAACUUUCACUGCUUUUGUUGCUAAAGUAAAAAGUAACAACAGUCUUGUCUUAUCAUCAAAGAAAGAUGAUAAAAAGAGUACCGUUGUAUUAGCAUAUGUUGAUCUUCCAAGAUAUGAUACCAAAGAGAAGAAAGAAGAAGCAUUUGCUUAUGAAUGCAACGAAAUAUUAAGAAAAAAAUUGGUCACUGGUAAAGAAGUUAAAUUUGAAAUUGUUUCAGAACAUGAAGGUAUUCCAAAAGCUGUAGUUCCAUUUGUUAAAAAAGAAAAUGUUGUAUGCACAUUAAUUGAGAAUGGAUAUGCUUCAUUAAAGAUUAAGGGAAAAGGAAAAGAAUUUAGUCAAUAUUUUGAUGCAGAACAAAAAGCAAAAGACUCACAUAAAGGUAUUUUCAAUGAUGACAUGACUAAGAUUGCCAAGAAGAGACCAGAAAAUAUAUUCUUUAAUGAAAAAGAAACUAGUGAAUUAAAAGGAAAGACUGUUCAAGGAUAUAUUAAGAGAGUUGAAGCACCAUCACAUUAUAUUAUUGAAGAUACUAAUAGAAGAAGAUUUAAAGUAGUAUUAUAUGGAGUUAAUCAAAUGCUUAGAUAUAACACUGAAAAGGAUAUGUUUGAUUUUGAUGAUGAUGCUAGGGAUGCUAUGAAAUAUAUUAAUAGAUAUUUCAAUCAAAGAGACGUUACAGUUAAAGUCAUUGAAACUUCUCAACGUGUUGCUUAUGCUGAACUUUCUGUUGAAAAGAAAGAUGUUGCAGAAGAAUUAUUAAGAUCAGGAUUUGUUGUAUGCAGUAAAUUAGAAAAUGCUACUGAAGAAAUUAAACAAAAAUAUCAAGCUGCUGAAAAAGAAGCUAAAAAAGAAAAGAAAGCAAGAUGGACUGAAUUUGAUCAAGCUGCAGAAGAUGCUAUUAUUGCUAAAAGACAACAAAAAUUAAAAGAACUUGAAGAUAGAAGAAAGAACGCUAAGAUAAUUUCAGGAGCUGAAAUUAUUUAUAUUGGAAAUCACAUCAAAGCUAAGAAAGGAAAUGAAGAAUAUAAUAUUCAUCUUGCAUCUGUUAGACCAGUAUUCAAAAAGAAUGAUAAAGAAUUUAAUGAUCUUGUCCAAUUCAGAAUUAAAGAAUGUCUUAGAAAACUUAUUGUUGGAAAGAAGUUUGAAGCUAAAGAAUGUUACAAAAGAAGUUUCACUAAAGAAGAUAAGACAUUUGAAGAAAUUUUCUAUGAUGUUUAUGCUUCUGGAAAGAAUGUUGCUAUUACAUUAAUUAAAGAAGGACUUGUUGUUUUAGAAAAAACACGUGAUGAAUUCUAUCAAUCAUUUGAUUAUAAAAUCCUUUCAGAAACACCAAAAGGAGAAUAUAAAGAAAAGGCUGUUACUCAAUAUCCAGCAGAAAAAAGAGAAUCAAUUAAAGAUGUUUUCCUUAAUAACAGUUUCAAUUGUAUUGUUGAAAGAGUUAUUAAUGUAUGCAAAUAUGUUAUUUAUAUUCCAGAAAAAGACUGUAGAAUGACAGUAGUUCUUUCACAUUGUAGAAUCCCAAGAGAUGAUGAAAAUGAAGAACUUAAGAAAUUCAAUGAAGAAUCAAAAGCAGCUGUUAGAGCUCUCUUUGGAUUAAAUGAAGUCACUGUUGAUUUUAGAGAAUUUUUCAAAGGAAACUUCUGUGUUGAUAUUCUUAGUAAGAAGUUUGAUCUUUGUGAUGUUGUUUUAAGCAAGGCAUAUGCUCAAUUCGCUGGAAGAGAUAUUCCAGAAAAUAUUGCAGAAAUGAAAGAAAAUCAAGAAGGUAUUUAUAAAUUUGCUGGAGCUAAAAAAGAAGGUGAAUCUAAACCAGUUAGACCAGUUAAAGUUGUUAAAGAAGUUCAUAGAGAAAUUAAGUUUGGUGAAGGAAAGAAUGUUUACAUUACUGGAUUUGAUGGAUCAAUGAUUUAUUAUUAUGAGAAGGCUGCUGAUGCUAAAUUCAUUGAUGAAUUAAGCAAUAAAUUAAAGAAAUGCAACAAAGGAUCAGUUGAACAAAAAGAUGGACAAAAAUGUGUUGUUGAAAUUAAAGGUGUUCAAUACAGAGCUAUUAUUACUAAAGCUGUUCCAACUGCUAAUGUUGUUAAAUGCAUUGAUACUGGUGCAGUUAUUGUUUGUGGUAAGAAUAAAUUAAAACCACUUAAAGAAGAAUUUGAAAAUAUUGAAGUUACAGUUAAGUCAAUUGCUCUUGCUGGUAUUAAGACACUUGUUAGAGGAAAAGAUGUUGAUUUUGAUGCUAUGAUUAGUGCUGUCUCUGCUUUCUUCAAUAAAGAAGCCACUAUGUUUGUUGCUACUAUUAAUGAUAAAGAAGUUGCUAAAGUUAUUGUUGGAGAUGUUUGCAUUAACACUAUGCUUAUUCAAGAAGGUCUUUCUACUCUUGAUAGAUUUUUCAAUGAUAGCAGUGAAUGGGGACGUGCUAUGACUAAUGCUCAAUCUGCUGCUAAAGACAAACAUCUUAAUGUCUGGAGAUACGGAGAAAUUGAAGAUGAAGAAGAAAAGGACAAGCAUUAA